Lactuca sativa (garden lettuce) is the source of this 585-nucleotide messenger RNA. RefSeq lists its product as uncharacterized. Lineage: Eukaryota; Viridiplantae; Streptophyta; Magnoliopsida; Asterales; Asteraceae. The record is from RefSeq and is a predicted model, not a curated record.
AUGCCUGCAGAAAAAGUUGAAGCAUACAGAACCUUCAUGAAUCAUGUUAACGCUCUACAAGUUAAUGUGCCAUUCGUGGAAACAAUACUUCAAACGCCUAAAUACUUCAACUUGCUUAAGGGCCUUUUUGCUGCUAGGAAGGAUUUGGCUGAAGUUGCAGAAGUCUUGAUGAGUGAAUUACCUAAAAAGAAGGGUGAUCCCGGCAAUAUGGUGAUUCCAUGCCAAUUUGGUAAUGAGAUCUUCACACGAGCAUUGGCUGACUCGAGGGCAAGCAUCAAUAUGAAGCCUUUGUCAUUCUAUAAGAAGAUGAAUCUACCAGAACCAAAACCGGUGCAUAUGAAGAUCCAUUUGGCGGACAAGACAAUAAUCCAUCCAAAAGGCGUUUGCGAAGAUCUCCUUAUAAAAGUUGACAAAUUCAUAUUCCCAAUAGACUUCGUGGUUGUUGAUAUGGAAGAAGACCCCGAAAUUCCAAUCAUUUUGGGGAGAUCCUUCUUGAACACCGCGUGUGCCUUAAUUGAUAUAAGUGAGUCUACAUUGACAUUGAGAGUGGGUGAUGAGCCCGUGAAGUUUAAAGCUAUUCCAUAA